This is a messenger RNA of Trichoderma aggressivum f. europaeum, 519 nucleotides long. RefSeq lists its product as uncharacterized. The coding region runs from base 1 to 519 and encodes 172 amino acids. Gene Ontology annotation, molecular function: argininosuccinate lyase activity. Lineage: Eukaryota; Fungi; Ascomycota; Sordariomycetes; Hypocreales; Hypocreaceae. The record is from RefSeq and is a predicted model, not a curated record. Gene Ontology annotation, cellular component: cytosol. The transcript has 2 exons.
AUGGGAAGUAUUGCGUUUGCCAGGUCAAAUGCAAAGGCCGGCAUAAUUUCCUUGGAGGAGCUCGAGUCAGGCCUCCGUGAGGUCGAAAAGGAGUUGGAAGCCGACACCUUUUCCAUUGUUCCCGGCGUCGAGCCCCGCCUAUUCGAUGAAGCCAUUGGAUGCUGUCAAAUUCAUUCGCCCGUCAGUGACUUGCAGAAGCUUGGUGAGGUUAUCAAGAGCGUCAACUGGAAUACUCUAGGGUGUGGUGCCCUUGCGGGCAACCCAUUUGAAAUUGACCGUGACUUGAUCACCAAGGAACUUGGAUUUCACUCCCCAGCUGAGUUUGGCUUCAUCCAUCUUUCGGAUGCUUACUCUACCGGCCUCCCCAGCAACUACAACAAGGGAGUUCUCUCUCAAGAGACGCACAACAUCUCUGGUCAAUGUGCUGCCAAGUCGGACAAGACUGGCAUCCCCAUGGAUGAGAUCUCAUUGAAGCAGCUCAAAGCUAUUGGUGACUGCUUUGAAGAGGAUAUUACAUAG